Symsagittifera roscoffensis is the source of this 1054-nucleotide messenger RNA. RefSeq lists its product as uncharacterized. The coding region runs from base 196 to 696 and encodes 166 amino acids. The transcript has 3 exons. The record is from RefSeq and is a predicted model, not a curated record. Lineage: Eukaryota; Metazoa; Xenacoelomorpha; Acoela; Convolutidae.
AGCAAACUGUUUUUGCUAAAACCAGGUGUAAGUAAAACAAACCUAAAUACUAUUUUUUGUGAAAAGCGUUUCCACGUGAACUCUUCAACUUUGAAUUGAUUGUGUCAAUUUAUCUUUCUCGAGUAAUUUCUUCAAAUAUUAUUUCUAAGAGUUUCAAAAAAAGUUGACUAAAUCUAAAAAAUAAUUUAUCUCAUAAUGCCAGAUACUUUGACGUGUAUGGUUCGGGCCAUCAAGAUAGUGGCCAUAAUUGGGGCCAUACUUACCAUUACAGGUAUCAUUCUCCUGGUGGUGGGGGGCUUCAACUUUGUCCCUGCUCUCAUGAAGCUAGGAGCCAUGCAAGCAGCCGCUGCAGCUGCACAAAAUUCAACAGGUGACAUGUCUUCAACUCUGUCUGUGGACUCUGUGACUUUGCUAGCUUCAACCCCCAAUGCGACAGCCGAGGCAGAGGCAGAGAUGGAUCCCAUGGUUCUGGGACUCCUAGGAGCCGUGACUGGAGGCCUCGUCAAAAUGUACAUUGGGGGCGGGCUCCUGGGAGUGGGGUUGUCGAUGUUGACUGGAUGCCUGAUUGUGUUCUGUUGCUGUGUGAGGCCACAGCUUCUAGCUGCAGCCGCGGGGGAGGGGGCACGCAGUAUGCAGUACAAUGUGGUCACACUACCCGGGGGGCACCACUUGGACUCCAAAAUGUCAUCCAUGUAGCCGAGAAAAACAACAGUGGGUGAACUUUCCUCAUCACAGAAGGAAGGACCCAAAAUGCGCCAAUUAUUUCGACCAAAAAACUUUCAUUAACAGUCAAAAAAUAGAGUGAUAUUCUAAUCAGAUAUUUCAUAUCUUCGUAUAGUAGAUUAUGAUUGGCUAGAAUAACUUUUGGACAUUCGGUCCUUCUGCUGGUAUGAGGGACUACCCCGAAACAAACUUUAUAGAAACAAAAAACAACAUAGUUGAAAGGGUUCUUUUUCGUUUCGCAAGUUUACCGGCCACUUUUCACAUGUUUUAUCUUUGUUCACGCAGCCCCGCAAAAACACUUUGCGCAUACAGUGAGUACUCUGCUCCAAAA